Molecule: messenger RNA, 1484 nt
Organism: Chrysoperla carnea
Lineage: Eukaryota; Metazoa; Arthropoda; Insecta; Neuroptera; Chrysopidae
Gene: eIF2Bgamma
Product: translation initiation factor eIF-2B subunit gamma
Exons: 4
Coding region: 102-1484 (460 amino acids)
Biological process (GO): biosynthetic process; cytoplasmic translational initiation
Cellular component (GO): eukaryotic translation initiation factor 2B complex; guanyl-nucleotide exchange factor complex
Molecular function (GO): translation initiation factor activity; guanyl-nucleotide exchange factor activity
Source: RefSeq, a predicted model, not a curated record
AAAAAAUAAAUAACUAAUAUUUAUUUGACAAUUUCGAAAGUGUUGUAACAAGGUUGUAAUUGCAUGUGUAAUUUGAAAAUUUAUCCAAAAAAUAACUCAAAAUGAAAAUAAUUAAACCAGAAUUUCAAGCUGUAAUUAUGGCUGGUGGGAAAGGGUCACGUAUGCCUGAAGUAUCCUCAAGCCGUCCGAAAUGCUUAUUACCUAUAGGCAAUAAACCAUUAAUUUGGUAUCCUCUACAAAUGUUGGAAAAAGCUGGAUUCUUAGAUGUAAUUGUGGUGGUGUUGGAAACCCAGAAAGUGGAAAUUCAAAAAGUUGUCGAUAAAACCGACUUAAAAAUCAAAAUUGACUAUGUAACAAUUCCAUCGACGGAAGAUUUAGGUACAGCCGACUCUUUACGAUUAAUUAGCGAUAAAAUAGUGAGCGAUAUAAUUGUAGUAUCCUGUGAUUUCAUUACCGAUUUAAAUUUAAAUCCUGUACUUGAUCUAUUUCGACGUCAUGAUGCUUCCGUUGUCAGUUUAUUGUUUGAAGAUAAACAAGAACCAGUGCCUUUACCCGGCCCCAAAACAAAGAAUAAACCAGAGCGCGAUUUGAUUGGAAUUGAUUUAAACACAAAUCGUUUAGUAUUUCAAGCAAGUUCAAGUGAUUUCGACGAAUUUGUAUCAUUCUCCAAGAAAUUAAUACGUAAACAUCCGAACAUCACGAUAUUUAGUCGACUAUUAGAUUCUCAUUUUUAUAUUAUCAAACACUGGGUACUAAAUUAUAUUAGCCACGAAAAAUCAUUUUCCACCAUCAAAGGAGAAUUACUACCUCACAUUGUAAAAAAACAAUUAUCAAAAAAACCAAAAUUACCUGACGCUGCUGAUAAGAAUCAAUCAAUAGUAAAUGCUGAAGUACGUAAUGAUGUAUAUCAAUUCAUUCAAGAAGAUGAGCUAGAUGAAAAAGUACGCAAUACAAGCUCUUACAAUGACCACAGUGGUGACUUAAAACCAACAUACCAUGGAGAUAUUAUUAAAUGUUAUUCGCACAUUGUGAAUAAUAAUUUUGGGAUUCGUGUGAAUACAUUACAAUCUUAUUGUUUAGCAAAUGCAAAAAUUUUGGAAAAAUGGAAUGUAAUUACAUCAACAAAUAUCACAGAUUUAGUUCGCAUUCAUUCUAAUGCUGAAAUUCAUUCGAAUCAAGUCGAUGAACAAUGUUUGGUUGGUGAAGGAACUGUUAUUGCAGAGAAAACUUCAAUUCGUAAUUCAUUUAUUGGUGCUAAUUGCGUGGUAAAUAGUAAAGUUAGAGUAUUUAAUUGUAUUCUGAUGAACAAUGUACGAAUAUUAGGAAUUGCAUUUCUUCAAAAUUGUAUUAUUUGUGAUGGAGUAACAAUAGAAUCACAAGUUGAAUUGAAAGAUUGUUUAGUUGGAAAUAACCAUACAAUACCUGAAGGAUCAAACCAUAGUAAUGAAAUUUUGACUGCCGAUGAUAAAUUAAUGGAAAUUUAA